GCCACCGCCUCACCGCUGCCUUCCCCGCAGACCGAGAUCAUGCGGAACGAGUUCGAGCGCCUGGCGGCCCGGCAGCCUCUGGAGCUGCUCAGCAUGAAGAGGUACGAACUGCCGGCCCCGUCUUCCGGCCAGAAGAACGAUAUCACGGCGUGGCAGGAGUGUGUGAACAACUCCAUGGCGCAGCUGGAGCACCAGGCAGUCCGUAUCGAGAACCUGGAAUUAAUGUCGCAACACGGCUGUAAUGCUUGGAAGGUGUACAACGAACAUCUGGUUCAUAUGAUAGAACAAGCCCAGAAAGAGCUUCAGAAGUUGAGGAAAAAUAUUCAAGAUCUCAACUGGCAGCGAAAGAACAUGCAGCUCACAGCAGGGGCUAAGCUCCGAGAAAUGGAAUCUACAUGGGUCUCUCUUGUCAGUAAAAAUUAUGAGAUUGAACGAACUAUUGUGCAGCUAGAAAAUGAAAUAUCCCAAAUCAAACAGCAGCAUGGGGAAGCAAACAAGGAGAAUAUCCAGCAAGACUUCCAGUGACUUAAUCUGUCUU
Molecule: messenger RNA, 538 nt
Organism: Merops nubicus (carmine bee-eater)
Lineage: Eukaryota; Metazoa; Chordata; Aves; Coraciiformes; Meropidae
Gene: BCAS2
Product: breast carcinoma amplified sequence 2
Exons: 5
Coding region: 40-525 (161 amino acids)
Biological process (GO): mRNA processing
Cellular component (GO): catalytic step 2 spliceosome; precatalytic spliceosome; Prp19 complex
Source: RefSeq, a predicted model, not a curated record